This is a messenger RNA of Myxocyprinus asiaticus (Chinese sucker), 7946 nucleotides long. RefSeq names its product zinc finger protein 292a (gene znf292a). NCBI's taxonomy places the organism in Eukaryota, Metazoa, Chordata, Actinopteri, Cypriniformes, Catostomidae. Gene Ontology annotation, biological process: regulation of transcription by RNA polymerase II. Gene Ontology annotation, cellular component: nucleus. Gene Ontology annotation, molecular function: DNA binding; DNA-binding transcription factor activity, RNA polymerase II-specific. Bases 5 to 7201 code for a protein of 2398 amino acids. The transcript has 8 exons. The record is from RefSeq and is a predicted model, not a curated record.
GAAGAUGGCGGAGGAGGAGGACAGCAGGACCGAGGCUGUGGCCCUCAGACACAGAUUUCAGAAUCUAAUCUCUGAAUUAAAAUCGAGUUCCCAGUCGCCGCUUGAUGCCUCCAAUAGCUUUUGUCAGGAUUUCUGUCAAGUUUUGAUGAAUCAUGGAAGUCAGUGGAAACCAGAUGAGGAUCCGGUGCCUCUUUUGGCAAUGUACACAGUAGCUAUAGUGUGUUAUGCUGAGGCCAGACCGUUCCUCUGCCCUGAGUGUGAACACGUUACAGAGGUGCUAGACAAGUUAUCAUGGAGCUGUCUAAAUCUUCUGCUGUCAUUCUCUGAACAGUUCCCAGGUGCCUUAUGGGAAGAGUUUCAAUCUUCUGUCAAGGUGGCUCAUGGUAUCUUUCAGGCACAUGGGAACUCACAGCUUCACACCCUGUUCAGUCUAGCAGAGUACGGCGUGUGGACUGACACCACGCUGUGUAGCCUUCUCUCAAACAACAUGCCUGAUGUAGAGAAAGUUCAAGAGUUUUUAGUUCGAGAAGGCCCUGAACUGCUUCAUAUGCGAGUAAAGCACCUAAUCAAACAGAAACUUGUGGAAAAAGCUGCAAGGCUUGCAAGGACCUGCACAAAGUUUCCUGAAUUUGGAGGAAAGAAAAAUUUCAAACAAAUCUACCUUGUAUGUCUGUGUGAAAUUAAGUCACAACAAGAACUCAUGCAAGAGAUAAAGGAGGUAGACUGCAAAGAUGCUCUGGACAUGAUUUGUAAUUUGGAGUCAGAGGAAGACGAGAAAGGAGCUCUCAGUCUUUGCACAGCAUUUUUUAAGCGCCAGCUUCUCAGUGGGGAUGUUUACUGUGCCUGGGAGCUGACACUGUUUUGGAGUAAGCUUCUAAUUCGGCUAGAAUCAAAACAGGUCUUCUUGGAGCAGUGCAGACUGUUAUCACGCCUCUCUGGGAGUGUGUACCAUAUUCUGCUUCUCAUCAAAGUUAUUCAGGCUGAGGUUGGAAAAGAUGGACUUUCAGUGUGCAUCGAAAUGUGCAUUCAAGCACUAAAAAUAGGAGUUCAUGACAACGAGGACUGCAAUAUCACUAUCUGCAAAACAAUCUCUUGUUUGCUGCCUUUAGACUUAGAAGUGAAACGGGCUUGUCAACUCACUGAGUUCCUGGUAAAUCCAUCUCUGGACUCUUUUUAUGCUGUUGAGACACUUUUUAAUGAACCUGACCAAAAGAUCGAGGAGGAGGAUCCACCCAUUCUGAACUCACUACGCUGUGACCUGUUGUUGGCCUUAAAGACAAAGUGGCCUUUUGAUCCGGAGUUCUGGGACUGGAAAACUCUAAAGCGUCAUUGCAUUGCUUUGAUGAGUCAGGAGGCAACAGCGAUAUUGUCUGCUGACAAAGUUAGUGACAGUGAAGACAAUGAAGGCCAGGAUCCUGAUGAGAGUGAUUUUAGCCAUCUACAUUUAACCCAUAGUCCAACUUAUGAGUUAAGUGAAGUUGAAGCAGAACGAAAGAAGAAAAGAGAAAUGAAGAAGAUGAGAGAGAGGGGAUUUGUGUCUGCUCGAUUCCGUAACUGGCAAGCUUAUAUGCAGUAUUGUGUGUUGUGUGAUAAAGAAUUCCUAGGACACAGGAUUGUGAAGCACGCAUUAAAGCAUGUCCAAGAUGGGAUUUUUCAUUGCCCAAUAUGUACCAAAACAUUUGAAACUAGGGCGAUUCUAGAGCCUCACGUAGCAUCACAUGUGAAACAGUCAUGUAAGGAACGUCUUGCUGCUAUGAAUGCAACUAAGAAAGGUCCCAGUCUUGAUACCAAGUUGACAUCAGCUAGCAGUACCUUAAUACAAGACCGUUACAUUAAUACUGCUGUGCAAGUCAAACAAGGGAUAACAUUUAGCAGUAACAAUUUUUAUACUUUAAACAGCACUCCCAGCAAAAAUGCGAAAGGUAAAAUUAGGGCAUCAUCUCCAAGACAAGGUGAACCUGUUCGUGAUGUUAACAACACUAAAGACUGUUCAUGCCCUGUUUCAAGCUGUCAAAAAGUUUUUAAGUACUUCAGGAAUUUGGUUGCACAUGUUAGGGCCCACAAAAAUGAACAGGAAGCAACACAUUUCCUAGAGAUACAGAGCAAGAAGGCUACCUGCCAGUAUUGUCACCGUCAGUUUGUAAAUGUGACUCAUCUUAAUGAUCACUUGCAAUUACAUCGUGGCGAGAAGCCAUAUUUUUGCUUUCAGUUGGGAUGUAAUUGCAGCUUUUCCUCUCAUACUGAACUUCUUGUGCACAGAAAAGUACAUGCUGAAUUUCAGGCACAGUGUACAUAUCCAAACUGUGAGAAAGUAUUCAGCGAGAGGUACUUACUGUACGAUCAUGAAGCACAGCACUACAUGGUCUUCUCCUGCAAACGUCAAAACUGUGGCAAGGCAUUCCGCACUCUGUCUGAGCUAGAUCUGCAUCAGAAAGAUCACGCAAAGCAGGACCACUCUGCGAUUGAGGAGGGCUCACAUUCUCAACUGCCAUCACCAGCUCAGACUUGUCUUGUCUUAGCACUGUCUCCAAAUAGCCAAAUAAAUAAGGUUUCACAAGAGCCUUGUCUAGUGAAAAUGAAAUGCUCAGUUAAGCGCAUGUUAGAUACUGUUAAAGGUUCAGCAGAACAGCCUGAGCAUCUUGUAUCUUGCACAGCUCCGUUGACAGUAAGCAAAAAUGAUUUCCAAAAAUCUGCCAUUGAGCCUGAUGUACCCGAGGCAUCUUGUUGUCUCGAGAGUGCAAAGCAAUUGCAUCUUAAACCUUGCUAUGUAAAACUGGAGCCUAUUCCAAUCAAGAGGGAUGAUCCUACCAUUUUAAAUGCUCUAAGGAAUGCUGACAGUUUUACUCAAUCGCUUUUGAAAGAUGAGAAGUUGUUUUCUUUCCCAAGUAGUAAGCCCAAAAUUUCCACAUUGAAGUCUUCUCCCUCUAUAACAGAGGUCAACAAUGAGGAAAAUCUGACUCAUGUAUGUCCAUUCGAAACCUGCACACGAAAAUACAGCACCUCAAAAAGUUUAUCAAGACAUGUUAAAAAUGUUCACGCAGAGGCCUUUGAAGAGUGGAAGCUGUCAAAGAAAUACAAGAGGAUUGCACAAAUUGCUGCAAGAAAGGCCUCAUCUGAGGACACAAAUACCAGUUCCCGGAAACCGAAGAAAUGGACAUGCCAUUCCAAACAAACCUGUCAGCAUGAUGAGGGAAUUGAACAGACUAAAUUUCCUGACUCACUGAUUCAAAGUCCUGCCUCCAUUCUCUCUGGGCAUGACAGUAUGCAGCCCUUAAGUGCCAAGUUUUGCUCUCAGCUGGAAAGCACUCAAAGUGACACUGCAUUACCAAAUCAGACAGGACUGAUGCAAUUACCGAUAUCUCAGACAUGGGCAACACCUUCAGUGGAUAACAUGGAUGCAGGUUUUUCAGUACAGAAUCAUUACCCUCCUAUGAUUUUGUCCGAGAACCACGCCAGCCCAUCAUACCAUUCUGGUGCAGUUUUAGAUUACGCUUCUGCCUCAUCUUAUGAUGGCAUCACACAUGUGGAUGCCCACACACCCUCAAGUGUGAUGAAUGAAGCCUCAAAAUACGUGUCAAGCUCUCUUAGGGUACUUCAUGCCCUUAAUUGUGAUCAGACUUGUGACUUGUCACAGGCUGAAUCAAGUGUUGAUCUCGGAUACAAUCAGACUGGACACAAACAUUCCAAUGAGAUUUCUCUCAGCACGAGUUUGUUGCAUACUGGACCUUUGCCGGGGCAGAAUUUCAGUCCAUAUUUUUCAACUUUCCCAUCAGAGCCAAGUCCUAUUUCAGUGCAGUCGCUGGGAAAUUCAAACAAAGAAAUGGGCACUGAUGCAUUAUUCUCAUCAGAUAUCAAAUGUAUGUCAAAUCUUGCAACCCCUUAUUUUAAGGAACAAUCAGAAGAUUUCUCCAUAUCAGCUUUUAAUGACGUCCCCCUGAUGGAUGAGACAAGUCCAAGAGAUUUUUGUAAUCCUGAAUUGUCACUCAAUGGAAAAGAAGGACUCCAUUUAGAUGAUCAGAUCAUUUCAAGUUCUUUUGAAACUACAAAAACCAAGAAAAUCAAAUCAUCUAAGAGAACAAAAUGGCCUGCCAUAAUACAGGAUGGGAAAGUAAUUUGCUGCAGGUGCUACAGAGAGUUCUCAAGUACAAAGUCACUUGGAGGACAUUUAUCAAAACGUUCCCAGUGCAAACCUGUUGAUGAAAUUGAUCUUACUGCUGAUUUACCGACAUCAUUUCUUGAUUUUCUGAAUGAUCCUGAUAUUUCAACAGUACAAAUGCCUUUGCCUACAAGUAACAUACAUGACCAAAAUCACGAAUCCUUCAUCGGUCCACCAUUAGAAUCAAAUAUCUUUAAUGCUAGCACUAUAACAAGCACAACAAACAUGCUUGGCACAAAUUGCAGCAUUCAGAACACUAAUAUGUCUACUCAAGACCCAUAUGAAAUGAUUCAAAAUUCCACUUUCUUCCACCCAUCUGUACCAGAGAAAGACAUAGAAAUCAAACAUGAAGCUGAAAUCACGCCUGCAAAUACAGGUGAAGAUGGCAAAAUUGUAGAAAUUGAAAUGGCAUUGGAACGUCUUGAUUUGGUCGAUAUACUCAAUCAGGACACAUUUGUAUCUAAGAGCAGUGACCUGCUGAAUCUAAGCUCUAAAACUGAAACCAGAAAUGAUCAGUGUCACACAAUUAAAGAUGACGAAGAAAAUAAUGAGCAGAAAGUAACUUUAAAGCCUUUUAGAUGUAAGGAAGGCUGUGUUUACGGGGCAAUGACAAAAGAAGCCCUCUUUAAACACCUUUCCCGGGUACAUGAUUACAGUGAGGACAGGAUAAACGAAAUGAAGAAAAACCCUGACAAAUUAGCACCCUACAGCUGUCAUUUAUGUUCGAAGUCAUUUACCAGAACCACAGGGCUUAAAAUCCACUACAGAAAUGUCCAUCGUUUUUCAAAAGAAGAAUUGUCUUGCCUGAAAAUUGGUCUAGGCGGGAAAAAAAUCAGAAAAUCUACAGCAGAGUCAGAAGGCGUGCAUACCAGUCCCAUCAUUAAACAGGGAACUGACUCUUUACAUGAGCAGUAUCACCCCCAAAUCAAUCCAAAAUUAACCAACACAUCUUUAGAUUCAUCUGAAGAUGUGCAAGGAGAAGCUGCCAGUGAUGUCCAAGAUGAAGCUGCCAAUGUAGCAAGGAGAAAUGAAAGCCCUACACAAGACUCCCUCAAAGUUUUCAGCUCUGAGACCUGCAGGACUUUGGAAGAAUCACAGAUAAAUUCAGUAUAUCUUGGUGUGCUUUCAGAUACAUUUGUAAAACCGCUGCAGAUCCCUUCUGUGAGCACAGAAAAUCAUGUUACUGACCCAAAUGAGCCAGGUAUAUUUGCAGUGCAAGAGCUGAGUGGUGGAAGUCCCUAUCCCUUUGGCACAAGGAGUGCUCCAGACAAAGUUACCGAAGGUGCAACUACACAGUUGAAUGGACAAACUGAGACAAAUUCAAAUGUGGUGAUGGACAACAUUGAUUCUGGUGAUUCAAGUGGUACACUGGGUUCGUACAGGCCAUACCGAUGUGUGAUUGAAGGAUGUAUGGCUGCCUUUUCAAUUGAACAAAAUCUUAUCCUCCAUUACAGGGUUAUGCAUCAGUCAGGAGAUGAAAAAACUGCCAGUUCUAAAGAAUCUGAAAGGGCUCUCCGAGUGCAGGAAUACAAAUGUCAAGUCAAAAAGUGCUCAAAAGUUGUGUCGAAGGUCACCAGUUUGUUGAAACACUAUCUUUUACUUCACAGAUGCACAUUGGAAAAAGCAAGUGCAUUGUUAUCUGGUGUUGAGGUUGGCACAUUUCAGUGUGACCAGUCAAAAUGUUCGGCUCACUUCACAUGUCAUUUGAAGUACAUUGAUCAUAUCAAAAAUGAUCACAAGGCAAUAAAAGUUUCAGCAGACGGGGACUUUGAGAGCGUGGACCUCACAUUUCAAUGUAAAUUUGAAGGUUGUGACAGGGUUUAUACAACCAAGUCAAACCUUCUACGACAUCUUAUGAAGAAACAUCAUGUAACUUUUAAAACCAUGAAAAAAAAUGGGAACGAGGAUGAUGUUCAAGCAAACAAGUUAAGCACAAGUGCAGAUCCUAAUGGAAAAGAGAAUACUGCAAAUAACAACAUUAAAGUAAAGAGAAAGAAUUCAAAACGGAAAGAGGACAACACACAAAACCAUUUGAUGACUUUUGUAAAGCCAGCCCUUAAAUCCAUUGAUGAAGCAUCUGCCAUGUGCAAUAAAAGAUUUCCUCUACAGUACCCCUGCAUGAUUCAAAGUUGUGAUUCAGUUAUGAGUGCAGAGCAGAAUAUAUUGAAACAUUAUACAACUCAUGGUCUCACAGAACAGUUCAUUGAGGAUCAGAGGGGCCAGUUCAUAUUUUGCAAGAAAAGCAGUGAUGAGACCAGGCCAGAUGGUACCUCAAAAGAUUCUGAGAUGGAGCAAACAGUCCUUCGCGAAGAUCAAACAGAGAAUUCAAAGGUCAAUUUUCAAGAUGUAGGCCCAGAAGGUCCUGCAGAAGUUCAGACUGCACCAGACAUUCAGACUGCACCAGAUAGUACCUCAAAAGAUCCUGAGAUGGAGCAAACAGACCUUCACGAAGAUCAAACUGAGAAUUCAGAGGUCAGUUUUCAAGACGUUGGCCCAGAAGUUCCUGCAGAAGUUCAGGCUGCACCAGACGUUCUAGUUCAUGAAAGUUCUACUGCCACAACCAUGCCGGUAGUCAAAAGGAAAAGGGGUCGUCCACGUAAGUCGGAAUGUAGAAACAAAAUCUCUCUAGAGAGGAAGCUAAGUCUUAGGAACUGUAUGUUGAAAGUCUCAGGAUCUAUAUUGAACUCUUCUUACCAUCAAGAGAAGCAUGUAGAGAAAGAAGUUGCACUAAAACUUCGCAGGCCUUCAGAAUUUGAGACAUCCGUCCUAAAGUUCAAUAAAGACUCUUCAGCCAAAAACUCUGCCAAGCGAAAAAUAAAUCCACGUCAUUGGAAAUCAAAGCAACAGCGGACAUUUCAACCAGUCAUCCGAGAAAGAGGUGAGGUCGAAUGUGUUGUUAAUUUCAGAAAUCCCCUGAAGAUCAAGACUGUGAAGAAUGUUAAAAUUGUUAUGCAUGAAAACAUUUCCACAUGUUCUGAUCUUCUGCUAAAACAACUUCAAGACAUGCAGCCGAUGGUCAUCCUGAAAAAGUGGCUGCACAGUUGAUGGUUAGGUUAGAGACUGAUAUUUUUAUUAUUAUUAUUAUUUUACAAGGCUUUGCACUCAGGACCACAUACUGUAUGUCACUGUACUGUUUGCUGCUGGCAAGCACAUCCAGUUACACUCUUUCACACAGGAGCGCCUUAAGGUACCUCAGGGCCCAUGGGCUCACCGUUCCGCGGGGCCUCUCAGCCAGUCGUCCCACGGACUGUUAUUCUGUGAACAUGCGCUACACAGACACUUGUUUAUAUCAGCAUCUCCCUGCUGAAUGCGGUUACAUGCACUCUCCUCCUGCGAACGUCGACAAGGGAGAAUAGGGUGAUGGAUGCCGUGAAUGAGUUGUGGGCCCCUGGGCUUCAGCCCCUGAGUAAGCCCGUGCAUUAAUGCGCCCCUGCUUUCACACAUUUAUAGUAGUUUCAACAAAUUGUUUGUUACUAAAAUUUGAUUAGUGGUUAAAAUCUUUUGUACAACAUUUUAAAUUUUGAUGUUCCAUUAAGGUUGUGUCUAAAACCAUUUUGUAUUUCUGAAAUUCUCAGAUGAAAGAAAUAGAUGAAAUCAUUUUUUUAAAUGUACAAUUUUAUGUAGUAUAAAAAGGUAUGAUUGAUAUAUCCCUGUGGGAUUUGUAUCCUUUUUUGUUGUUGUAUAAAUAUUUAUUUUUAACUUAACAGUAGUGUAUUAAUAUACUUGUCUUCCAUCUAAUAUUCAAUUAAAAUAAAUCUGAAUGCUCAUGUAAAUUGUAGCAUCCACAUGA